AUGAUGGAAGAAACAUCAUCUGAUGAACAACCAGAAAUAGUUACACGAGAAGAAGUAGAAGAAGCUGAAAAAGAGGCCACCAAAUCUAGUGCUGUAAGUAAAUCUAGUGGUUUUAGUAAUUUACCAUCACCAUCACCAUUACCAUCUAUCAUGACUUCGCCAACAUCAAAGAUUCCAUCAAGUGGAGUUAGCUCCCCUCCAACUAUUUCUACACCAACAGUUAGUGGAGUUCUCUCCCAUGCACCAAAUGUAUUAAAGACUGAACCAGCCUCAAUACAGAGUCCACAUGUACCUAGAAGUGAACCAACACAACCUGUGCCAGCCAGUGGUUCUUCAUCUCAAGCACAAGCUAGUGGUGGACUCCUAGGAUGGAUAUCUGGUAAUAGUCUGGUCUCUAAGGUUGUUGAAAAAACAAAGUAUUAUUUUGGUAAAAUUGAAAAAAAUAAGUAUUAUUUUGGUAAAAUUUAA
Messenger RNA from Lottia gigantea (owl limpet), 468 nucleotides. RefSeq lists its product as hypothetical. Bases 1 to 468 code for a protein of 155 amino acids. NCBI's taxonomy places the organism in Eukaryota, Metazoa, Mollusca, Gastropoda, Lottiidae. The record is from RefSeq and is a predicted model, not a curated record. The transcript has 7 exons.